CCCGGCUCUGCACCAUUCGCUGGGCCCACUUGGUUCAAGUGGCAGCCCCCCCUUUCCUCUGGGAAUCCGGAUACACCGGGAAGUCAGGGAGGGGCCGGGGGAGCCCGGAGCGCGGAGGAGCCAGCGCUGUCCAGGCAGCUGAAUCGCCUGGAGGGAGCAGAAGAUGGACGCCCCGCGAAGCCCCCCGCAGCGGGGCCGGGACCUGCUGGAGUCCCCCGAGGGCUGCCCGUCACCGCUGGAGCUCAAGUCCGCCCCCAGCAAGAAGAUGUGGGUGAAGCUGCGGGCACUGCUGAGGUACAUGGUGAAGCAGCUGGAGAAUGGCGAGGUGAACAUCGAGGAGCUGAAGAAGAACCUGGAGUACACAGCUUCACUGCUGGAGGCCGUCUACAUCGAUGAGACCAGACAAAUCCUGGACACAGAGGAUGAGCUGCAGGAGAUCAAGUCGGACGCGGUGCCAUCCGAGGUGCGGGACUGGCUGGCCUCCACCUUCACCCAGCAGACCCGUGCCAAAGGCCGGCGCUCUGAGGAGAAGCCCAAGUUCCGCAGCAUUGUCCAUGCUGUUCAGGCCGGCAUUUUUGUUGAGAGGAUGUUCCGCCGGACGUACACAGCCGUGGGGCCUAACUACUCCACCUCUGUCAUCAACUGCCUGAAGACCCUGGACCUGUGGUGCUUCGACGUGUUUGCGCUGAACAGGGUGACAGAGGACCACGCCCUGCGCACCAUUGUCUUUGAGCUGCUCACCAGACAUAACCUCAACAGCCGCUUCAAGAUCCCCACUGUGUUUUUAAUGACCUUACUGGACGCACUGGAGGCUGGCUAUGGGAAAUACAAGAACCCCUACCACAACCAGAUCCACGCGGCUGACGUGACCCAGACUGUGCACUGCUUCCUGCUGCGCACUGGCAUGGUGCACUGUCUGACAGAGAUUGAGGUCCUGGCCAUCAUCUUUGCAGCUGCCAUCCAUGACUAUGAGCACACGGGCACCACCAAUAGCUUCCACAUUCAGACCAAGUCUGACUGCGCCAUCCUGUACAACGACCGCUCGGUGCUGGAGAACCACCACAUCAGCGCCGUCUUCCGCAUGAUGCAGGAGGACGAGAUGAACAUCUUCAUUAAUCUGGCCAAGGAUGAGUUUGUGGAGCUGCGGUCCCUGGUGAUUGAGAUGGUCCUGGCCACGGACAUGUCCUGUCACUUCCAGCAGGUCAAGUCCAUGAAAACCUCCCUCCAGCAGCUGGAGAGGAUCGAUAAAUCGAAAGCGCUGUCGCUGCUGCUGCAUGCAGCCGACAUCAGCCACCCCACCAAGCAAUGGAGCGUCCACAGCCGCUGGACCAAGGCUCUGAUGGAGGAGUUCUUCAGACAGGGGGACAAGGAGGCUGAGCUGGGCCUGCCCUUCUCUCCGCUCUGUGAUCGCAAGUCCACGCUGGUGGCGCAGUCCCAGAUCGGUUUCAUCGAUUUCAUCGUGGAGCCCACUUUCUCGGUGCUGACAGACGUGGCGGAGAAGUUUGUCCUCCCGCUGGUGGAAGAAGGCUCCAAGUCUAAGUCCUCCUCCAGCCAGCAGAGCAGUUCCCAAUGGAGGCAGCCAUCCCUGGAUGAGCAUUCAGAGCUGGGUGACAUCAACGCCGACAUCACCAGCUUCCGCUCCACCUGGACCAAAUACAUCCAGGAGAACAAGCAGAAGUGGAAGGAGCGAGCGGCCAGCGGGAUCACUAACCAGACAUCCAUUGAUGAGCUGUCACCAUGCGAAGAAGAGCCACGUGCGCCCGAAAACCAGCACAAUCAGAACGGCGAUGUGGAAUAGCACAGUCUGCGAGGGAGUGAGGUCCCAUUUCCAACUGAAUGAUGCAGUUUAGUCCAAAGUCUUCGAUGCCAUCGAAAUCAACAUCAUCGCAGGAGGAGCUGCCGCAGGCCAGAGGGCGAGCGGGAACAACCGUUGCCAAGAUAUAAAAAUUAAUGUAAACCUUAGAGUCAAGGGAAAUCCUGAUGUCACCGAGCACAUGGCCUGAACCCAUCAAAGCCUUGCCUCGCCGCCACUACCCCAGAGCCCUGGCAUGGCCAGGCCUGCCACCAGCCCUGCCAAGCCAGGUACUAUAGUCCCUUGUUCUAGCUGCCUUCCUGCCCCACCCCUCCAGCUGGGGCUAUCAGAGGCAUCUCACUGCCCAGCCAGCAACCUCCCGGAGCUGCUAGGCCAGGGCUUUGCCUGUGUCUUUUUAGAGGACGUGUUCUCUGGAAUCCCAAUGUACCCGAUGCCCAGGGAUGAUUGAGGUGCAGAAGCUUCAGGGUGAUCCACAGGGCUGUGGGAGGUGUUUGGGGAAUGGGGGGCCAAAUUGGUCACUUGGGGAAUUGUGGACUCCAGCAGUGCCCCCAGGGCAUGUCACAGCUGCUUACCUGCCCACUGGAGCCAGGAUGGAUGACUGCUGCACAAUAUCUGUCUGGGGUGAUGCCUGCACCCCCCAAACUCAGAGCCCCAGGGCCUACCCUUAGAAAAGAGCAUGGGCUGGGUCACCCCUUGUACUCCCAGACAGACACACCCACUCCUCGCAGGCCAGAAUCUCCUCCCCGUCUGCAGUGGGGUCCCUUCAGAGAAGGGUCUGGCCUCCAGUGGCAAACUCUCCUGACUUGCAGCCCCAAUAUGUAUCUACCUGGAGCCCAGUGUUCAAACAGACUCUGAACCAGGCUCAGGCCCACCAUUGUGAGAACAGUUAUUGGGCCCGUACCUGCCAGGCCAAGCCCCCAGCUGUGGUAUGGGAUUUGGGCCCACCUUGAGCCCAGGCUGGAAAAAUGGGCGCCUUGGUGUGACACUCCCUGUGCAUUAAACCCCCUUUCCCAGGGCUCCCC
Molecule: messenger RNA, 2835 nt
Organism: Dermochelys coriacea (leatherback sea turtle)
Lineage: Eukaryota; Metazoa; Chordata; Testudines; Dermochelyidae
Gene: PDE1B
Product: phosphodiesterase 1B
Exons: 16
Coding region: 164-1798 (544 amino acids)
Biological process (GO): signal transduction
Molecular function (GO): 3',5'-cyclic-nucleotide phosphodiesterase activity
Source: RefSeq, a predicted model, not a curated record